This is a messenger RNA of Ilex paraguariensis (yerba mate), 735 nucleotides long. Lineage: Eukaryota; Viridiplantae; Streptophyta; Magnoliopsida; Aquifoliales; Aquifoliaceae. The record is from the annotation of a GenBank genome assembly.
AUGGAUUCUUUGGUUGUGUGCCGCCUUAGGAAGAACAUCAAGUUCCAUUUAAGUGACACUCCAAGAAAGGGUUCUCUGAAUAGAAGGCAUUUAUCAACUGGAAAUGAUUUUAAUUUUGCUUCAGCUGCUGUUAAUAAUGAACAAAUGACAGGGUUUGAAGGAAGUAAGGCUGUUGAUUGCUGUUUAAAGGAGUGUAGCACCAGUUAUAAUUCUCUUUCAGUUGGGCAGGUUGAUUCUGGUUCUGAAUCUGAGCAGAGACUAACUAAUGAAUUUUCUCAGCAUGAUUCUUCCAGCCACCAGGAUUGUGACGAUGAAGAUGAUUGUUUUGCUGAGAUAAUGAAAGACGACAUAAUCAAGCUUGAUGAAUCUUCACUACCUGGAACUCCUCUCCUGCCAAUGGUUGGCAGUUUGUCUGAGACUGAGUCAAAGUCAAAGCAGCCAGUGCAAGCAAUCAUGUCACGUGUGCUUCCUUUCCAGGGCACAGCAAACCGAAGACUUAGAUUGAACAGACGAAGAGCAAAAUAUUACCAUCCAGAGCCAUCAAAAGCAUUUGGAAUCGUUAAUGACAACUACACUGCUGAGGGAAUCAUUCCAAACUCGCAGCAAUCAAAAAGAUGUUCGAUUAGUAUAUUUUCUGCUACAAUGGUCAAUCUUCGCUUUGUGUCUGUAUUUUUGGUUAUCCUGACUUUGCUGGUAUUGUUUCUCUGCUUGUUGCACGGGUCCUGGAAACUUUAA